Messenger RNA from Sphaerodactylus townsendi, 3533 nucleotides. RefSeq names its product FMR1 autosomal homolog 2 (gene FXR2). Gene Ontology annotation, molecular function: protein homodimerization activity; translation regulator activity; mRNA 3'-UTR binding. The transcript has 17 exons. NCBI's taxonomy places the organism in Eukaryota, Metazoa, Chordata, Lepidosauria, Squamata, Sphaerodactylidae. Gene Ontology annotation, biological process: negative regulation of translation; regulation of translation at postsynapse, modulating synaptic transmission; regulation of mRNA stability. The record is from RefSeq and is a predicted model, not a curated record. Gene Ontology annotation, cellular component: dendritic spine neck; membrane; neuronal cell body. The coding region runs from base 425 to 2443 and encodes 672 amino acids.
CCCCUUCCCCGCGCCGGGCGCGCGCACGUCAGGCACGCAGGGCCGCGAAAGGGGGGGUGGGGUGCGCGCGCGCGCGCGGAGUGAGGGGAGGUCUCCUGGCGCCGGCCUCGGGUGGGGGAACCGGGAGGAGCGCGCCAGGCGAGCGGAGUGGGCCGGGCCGGGCCUGGCCGCGGCGGGGCUGGUCACGGUGGCGGAGCCGGAGGAGGCCGGGCCCCGCCCCGCCCCCAUCCCCCCACCGGCGGAGGCGGCGGCGGCGGCGGAGGCGACCCCAGCAGGGAGCGGUGGCGGCGGCGGCGGCGGCGGCUCUUCCCCGCCCUUGGCGGCGGCGGCGGCGGCGGCGGCGACCGUCUCGUCCCCCCCGUGCCCCCCCUCCCCCCCUGGCGCCGCCGCCGCCGCCGCCCCCUCCUCGACUGCCGCGGUGCCCAUGGAGGGGCUGCCCGUGGAAGUGCGGGGCUCCAACGGGGCCUUCUACAAGGGUUUUGUUAAAGAUGUUCAUGAAGAUUCGGUCACGAUAUCCUUCGAGAACAACUGGCAGCCCGAAAGACAGAUCCCCUUUGGCGACGUGCGGCUGCCCCCACCAGUGGAGUACAGCAAAGAGAUUUCAGAAGGGGAGGAGGUGGAGGUGUAUUCUCGAGCUAAUGAGCACGAACCGUGUGGCUGGUGGCUGGCCAGAGUCCGCAUGAUGAAAGGAGACUUCUACGUCAUAGAAUAUGCCGCUUGCGACGCCAUCUACAACGAGAUCGUCACGCUGGAGAGACUGCGGCCCGUUAACCCCAGCAAAGUCGCCACGAAAGGCAGUUUUUUCAAAUUUACCAUUGCGGUACCAGAGGAUCUCAAGGAAGCGUGCUCAAAUGAAAACGUCCAUAAAGAAUUCAAGAAGGCCGUGGGCGCAAACUGCAUCUUUCUUAGCUCCACUAGCAGUGAACUCAUCAUCCUCUCGACCAACGAAUCCACUGUCAAGAGGGCCUCUCUGCUGGGGGACAUGCACCUCCGCAGCAUCCGGACCAAGCUGAUGCUGAUGUCGCGGAACGAGGAAGCCAACAAGCACCUGGAGACCAGCAAGCAGCUGGCCUCGGCGUUCCAGGAGGAGUUCGCCGUGCGUGAGGAUCUGAUGGGCCUGGCGAUCGGCACCCACGGGGCCAACAUCCAGCAAGCCCGCAAGGUGCUGGGGGUCACGGCCAUUGAGUUGGAUGAGGAGACCUGCACCUUCCGCAUCUAUGGGGAGACCCCAGAAGCCUGCAAGCAGGCCAGGAGCUUCCUGGAGUUCUCCGAAGACUCGGUCCAAGUCCCCCGGAACCUCGUGGGGAAAGUGAUAGGCAAGAACGGCAAAGUCAUCCAGGAGAUCGUGGACAAGUCGGGCGUCGUCCGGGUGCGGGUGGAAGGCGACAAUGACAAGAAGAACCCCAGAGAGGAGGGGAUGGUUCCUUUCAUCUUUGUGGGGACGCGGGAGAACAUCAGCAACGCACAGGCGCUCUUGGAGUACCACCUCUCCUACCUCCAGGAGGUAGAACAGCUGCGGCUGGAGCGCCUGCAGAUCGACGAGCAGCUGCGGCAGAUCGGCCUGGGCUUCCGGCCUCCCUCCAGUCGGCCUGACAAGGACCGGGGGGGCUACCUGACCGAUGAGAGCGCCUCCUCCUCCUCGCUGCACAGCACACGGACCUACGGGGGAAGCUACGGCGGGCGGGGCCGAGGGCGCAGGGGACCCAGCUCCGGCUAUGCUACCAACUCGGAUGUGUCUAACGCCUCUGAGACCGAGUCGGAAAAGAGAGAGGACUACGAGUGUCCGCAGCCUGGCGAACGCGACCCUCGCCCCGAGGACAGCCGCAGGCGGGCGGGGGUCGGGCGAGGGCGAGGCCCUGCUCCGGUCCCCCGUGGGGGCAGCAGCAAGUUCACCAACUCCUCCAUCAGUUCCGUUUUGAAAGAUCCCGACAGCAACCCGUACAGCCUGCUGGACAACACUGAAACCGACCAGACGGCAGACACCGAUGCCAGCGAGUCGCAGCCGAUCAGCAACCGCCGGCGCCGAUCCCGCCGGCGCCGUACUGACGAAGAUGCCACGAUGAUGGACGGGGCCCUUGAGUCAGACAGCGUGUCUGUCAGUGAAAAUGGCGUGGAGGAAGAAUCGAAGCCUCAAAGACGCAACCGAAGCAGGCGCCGGCGUAACCGUGGCAACCGUGUGGAUGGCUCCAUCAGCCGGGACCGUCAACCUGUCACGGUGGCAGAUUACAUUUCCCGAGCAGAGUCUCAGAGCCGUCAGCAGCCUCCGCGCAAAGAAAGCCGGGAGAAAUCGGCAGAGGACGUCACAUCCAUACAGAAGGGUGAGGCCGGCAGCAAGGUCGUGAACGGCCCUUCAGAGAACGGGGAGCACGCUGCCGCCGCUGCCGCCGCCGCCACCACUGCCGGCAACGAGGAGGGGGCUACCCUGGUGAACGGGGUGUCCUAAGUGCCCCCGCCUCAGCAGCCGAGUCCGAUCCCUACUUUUCACCUGCUUGCAGCAUCUUAAGAGAAAUGAAAUAAACACCACACCGAUCUCUUGUUUAAAAACAAAACCAUUAUUUAAAAAAAACAAAACAACCACAAACCAACCCGGUCCUAAGGUAAUUAUCUUGUGCUCGUUAAAAGCUUGCCAAAGAUGGAAAAUGUUUUUUUUUCCAACGGCUCUUAACACAUCCUGGUGAAGCUUCGGCAGCGGCCGCCAGGCAGGGCAGCGAAGACACCCUCCCCCCCCUCCUUCCUUCCUUUCCACCCUCUGGCCAGGUGGGGUUGCUGACGCCGACCUGAGCGCUGAGCUCGGCGCCCCCCUUCCGGAGGCGUGGACGGAGCGGGUUCGGGGAGGAGAAAAACUCUGACUUAACAUGCAUCUGUUUUUUGGUGACUUUACUGGUUCUUUUUUUGUUUUGUUUUUUUUUUUUGCUUUGAAACAAAUGAGAAGAAGAGAAAAAAAUAAUAAUAACCGGCUAUUCAAACUGGAGAAAGGAGAAUGGGAGAGAGAAACCUGUGCCUUCUGACAAUGCAGACCUACGCAACCUAGCGCAGAACGCUCUUGGGGGGGGUUAUUUUGUUCCUUUACUCUUCGACUAGUUUAAAAAUUGAAGGCAGGGAGUCCGUCUGUUCCAGAUGGGAGGCAGGAGAGCUGCCCCCCCCUAAGUGUGGAGGGUUCUACGGCUGUUAACGAUGAACCCCCCUCUCCCCCACCCCACCUCCAGUGUUGAGCCUUCACUGGUGUGACUGGGUUUUGUGGCGGGGUGUGGAGGUAGAAGAAGAAGAAGGAGGGGGUGUGUGUGGAACUUUUGUUUGUAGGCCACACAGAUGUGCAUCUUUUUUUCCUUUCUUGAAACACUGUGGAAGCCGAGGCAGGCGGAGGACGAGCUGGCGAGGGGGGGGGGGCAUUUGCUGCCACAGCAGCUGCUGGAAGUGUGUGUGUUUGUGCGCGGGGAAAGAGGGGAUUUGAUCUGUGACGGUCGAGACUAUUUAUUUUUCACUGUACAGUAUUUAAAGAGAAUAAAAAAACCCAAACUCUUGAAAAAAAACAA